AUGCCUUUGCAUCCUACUGUUCUCUGGGCUCAAAGAAAUGACCUCCUCUACUUGACUGUUGAGUUGUCAGAUAUCAAGACUCCUCAGAUCAACAUCCAGCCCACCAAGUUCUCUUUCAAGGGAAAGGGUGAGAAAGAACAAAACGAAUAUGAGGCUGAAAUUGAGUUCUUUGGCGAAAUUGACGUCGAGAAAUCCAAGCAGCACUUGACACCUCGCAACCUCUUGUUGGUUCUUUACAAGAAGGAAGAAGGUUUCUGGCCUCGUCUCCAGAAGGGCUCCAAGCUCAACUUUGUCAAGGUCGACUUCACACGGUGGAAGGAUGAGGAUGAUGAUGAAGAAGAAGAGCCUGCUAUGCCUGCCGGUAUGGAGGGUAUGGGUGGCAUGGGUGGUGGAAUGGAGGGUAUGGGCGGCAUGGGCGGCAUGGACUUCUCUAGUCUUUUGGCCCAGGCUGGUGCUGGUGGACAGAUGGGUGGCAUGGACAACUUGCCUGAAGAUGAUGAGGACAGCAGUGAUGAAGAGGAGGCUCCCAAGAAGUAAAUGUUACUUAUAAUUAUAAUAAUAAUAAUAAAUAUAAUAAUUUUAUAGU
Phycomyces blakesleeanus NRRL 1555(-) is the source of this 586-nucleotide messenger RNA. RefSeq lists its product as hypothetical. Gene Ontology annotation, molecular function: Hsp90 protein binding; protein-folding chaperone binding. Gene Ontology annotation, biological process: protein folding; chaperone-mediated protein complex assembly. Lineage: Eukaryota; Fungi; Mucoromycota; Mucoromycetes; Mucorales; Phycomycetaceae. Gene Ontology annotation, cellular component: cytosol; nucleus. The transcript has 4 exons. The record is from RefSeq and is a predicted model, not a curated record. The coding region runs from base 1 to 537 and encodes 178 amino acids.